AUGGCCACAAUCGAGCCGCGCUUGAUACAUCUGCUCAACGAGCCGACAAAAUCGCAAAUCAACCACACCGAUCUUCCUCCGCUUCAUUCUCUUUCCUUCACUACAACAACAGAUCGAUCUUUACCCCCACUCGAGCCGCUUGAUACAAAUCAUCGCGGUGAUAGACCAGGGCCCGACACACAAUCUGUUGCUAGCGCCGGUGGCUCAAUACAAAUAUCCACUGAUGAUGGUGCUUUUGAUUAUCGCAAAGAGGGACCUGGCCAAGAUGGAAGACUCGCGACAGCUUCUGGGGCAUUUCCGUUCCGUACAAUCACAGGCGAUUCGGAAGUUGCAGAAUUUACCAAUUCAAUAAGUCGGAUCCUAGAUGACGACCCUGAGGUGAUAGAUGAUGCUUCAAACAAGAAACGACAUCGCAGUAUCCAUGUCAAGGAUGAUUUUGUACAGCUUCCGCAACCUCUCAAAAAACAGAAAGCUACGCAACAAGCACCAGUCAUGCCGCCGAUCAUCAACGGACUUCAUGAGCCUCCGCCACAUGCUGCUUUGUUCCCACCCAUUUCAUCCGAGUCAUUUAACACUAGUGACGGUUCUCAGAUGAAGGUAUUGCCAGAGAUACUGUCGGAGUUUACGCAACCGUCCCAGGAAAUCGACACAGACUUCACCAUCAAUAAAGCACGAAAGCGAAAUGCUAAGCCAAGAAGGAAAUGGUCUGAGGAAGAAACAAGCCAUCUCUUGUUGGGUGUCAACCGGCACGGAGUAGGGAAAUGGACAAGUAUCCUCGAGGACACCGAUUUCACGUUUAAUGGCCGGACGGCCGGAGACCUGAAGGAUAGGUUUAGGACUUGUUGCCCUGACGAGCUUCGUAAAUCCAACAGAUCGAUCGAAACUGAAUUGCCACCAUGGCCUGGUCGAGACAUGCCGCCCAAGGGUAAAACGGACGUUCACUUGGAAAAGAUAUUGAUAGACGGGGAUGCUGCAUUCGUAAAAGACGCCACUUUGACUCCACAGCAGGACAUCGACAAAUCGCCCAACAAGAAGAAGAAGAGUCGUGCGCAUCGCAAGAAGAUGGAGGAUCUUGUAGAGCUUGGUAUCCACGAGCCCUUCAAGAAAUCCCGCCGCCGCGAAAGACGACCCUUUACUGAGCAAGACGACACGGAAAUCCUCGAGGGUUUGGACAUUCAUGGUCCUGCCUGGACCAAGAUCCAACGGGACCCACGGUUCCAUCUCUCAAGUCGACAACCAACAGAUUUAAGAGAUCGAGUGCGUAACAAAUAUGCAGAUGUUUAUCAGCGCAUAGAGAAAGGCACUUUCCAGACCAAAGAAACGGGCAGAGGGAAUGUCCCUAUGGAGCCUUCGGUGAGCAUGUCCAUCAAGAGCUCUUUUAAGGUAGCCAAGGGUACAACACUGGAGCCACAAACAAACUCAUCGGCGUCACGCGAGGAUCUUCCCAGAUGGCCGGUUCACCAAAGGUCUGAUGUAAAUGAAAUCAUAGGGGCCGCGCAGGUAUUUGAGUUUUCCGAGGCUGCAGUGCCUUUCAUGGGCGGUGAAAUGGACAUCUCGCGUCUGCUACUUGACGAUGCGAAGCUCUUGCCAGCAACUUCACGCUUUGGGAUCGACGGCGUCCCUGGUUCUUCCCCACACAUCAAUGCUCCACAGAAAAGGCACGUCAAGGAGGAGACGCAACAGUCAAGAAAAUAG
Fusarium venenatum is the source of this 1695-nucleotide messenger RNA. RefSeq lists its product as uncharacterized. Lineage: Eukaryota; Fungi; Ascomycota; Sordariomycetes; Hypocreales; Nectriaceae. The record is from RefSeq and is a predicted model, not a curated record.